AUGCGUACACAGACGGCAAUGGCGACCACCAAGACGCCCCUCCUCCUCUUCCUCGCGCUGCUCCUCGUCCCGCACCUCACCGCGGCCACGCCCGGCCACCAGCGCCGGCUGCUCCAGAGCCACGGCGCCGACGACGGCAGCGACGUCUUCGUCGACCCGUCCUACUCCUUCGCCAAUCCGCGCCUCCGCGAUGCCUACGUGGCGCUGCAGGCCUGGAAGCGCGCCAUCCUCUCCGACCCGCGCAACCUCACCGGCUCCUGGUCGGGCCCCGACGUCUGCUCCUACUACGGCGUCUUCUGCGCGCCGUCCCAGGCGGACCAUUACAUCACCGUCGUCGCCGCCGUCGACCUCAACCACGCCGACCUCGCCGGCCACCUCCCGGAGGCGCUCGGCAGGCUCGCUGACCUCUCCGUCUUCCACGUCAACUCCAACCGCUUCUGCGGCCUCGUCCCGGCCUCCUUCCACGGGAUGCACCUGCUCCACGAGCUCGACCUCAGCAACAACCGCUUCGUCGGCGCCUUUCCCGACGUCGUGCUCCGCCUGCCCAGCCUCAGGUACCUCGACCUCCGCUACAACGAGUUCGAGGGCCCCGUGCCCAAAGAGCUCUUCGACCUCCCGCUCGACGCCAUCUUCAUCAACUCCAACCGCUUCCGCUUCCAGAUCCCCGACAACGUCGGCAACUCACCGGCGUCUGUCCUCGUGCUCGCCAACAACGACUUCGGCGGCUGCCUCCCGGCUUCCGUCGCCAACAUGUCCGGCACGCUCAAUGAGAUCAUACUCAUGAACACCGGGCUAAAGUCGUGCGUCCCCCCGGAGCUCGGCAUGCUCACCGCCCUCACCGUGCUCGACGUCAGCCACAACCAGCUCAUGGGCGCCAUCCCCGCCGAGCUCGCCAACCUCCACAGCAUCGAGCAGCUCGACCUUGGUCACAACCGCCUCACCGGCGACGUGCCGGAGGGGAUCUGCCACCUGCCGCAUCUCCAGAACUUCACCUACUCCUACAACUACAUCACCGGCGAGCCGCCGGUGUGCAUGCACGUCAAGGCAUUGGACGAUCGCCGGAACUGCAUCCCGAACCGCCCUGACCAGAGGUCAACCGAGCAGUGCCAAUUCUUCAACAGCAACCAUGUCAACUGCGACGCCUUCAGGUGCAAGAAGUUCGUGUUGCCGUCGCCGCCACCUCCUCCGCCUUCACCACCGCCACCAACCCCAUCUCCUCCGCCACCUUCACCACCGCCGCCGUCGCCUCCUCCACCAACCCCGUCUCCUCCACCCCCGUCUCCAUCACCCCCACCUCCGUACUACGAGGUCUCACCUGAGGAACGGUACCUUUCGCCGCCACCUCCAGCGUACCAAGAGCCGACAACGCCUCCCCACUACGAGGUGCCAGCUCCCUACUACGAGGUGUCACCGGAGGACCGGUACCACUCACCGCCACCCGCAGCUUACCAAGAGUCUCCACCUCCGCCCUACUACGAGGUGUCACCAGAGGACCGGUACCUAUCACCGCCACCGCCAGAGUACGAAGAGCCGACAACACCGCCCCACUACGACCUACCAGCGCCGCCCAACUACGAGGUGUCACCGGAGGACCGGCACCUCUCGCCUCCACCACCGGCGACGUGGAAGAUGCCGGCGUACGACUACUCGUCGCCGCCUCCACCGGCUGCCGGGCAGCCAUGA
This is a messenger RNA of Triticum turgidum subsp. durum (durum wheat), 1683 nucleotides long. The record is from the annotation of a GenBank genome assembly. Lineage: Eukaryota; Viridiplantae; Streptophyta; Magnoliopsida; Poales; Poaceae.